Psilocybe cubensis is the source of this 1935-nucleotide messenger RNA. RefSeq lists its product as uncharacterized. NCBI's taxonomy places the organism in Eukaryota, Fungi, Basidiomycota, Agaricomycetes, Agaricales, Agrocybaceae. The transcript has 16 exons. The record is from RefSeq and is a predicted model, not a curated record. The coding region runs from base 1 to 1935 and encodes 644 amino acids. Gene Ontology annotation, molecular function: oxidoreductase activity, acting on CH-OH group of donors; flavin adenine dinucleotide binding.
AUGACGGUGGCAUCAGCACUGGAAGCCUUGAAUGACGUGCUUGCCAGAUACAGCCAUUUACCUGCCCCCAUUACCGACGCUGUUCAAAAACUGUACCUUGCGAAAUCAACAAAGAAGAAGAAGAAGAAGAAGUACGUUACCGAUCUAGGGACCAUUGGGCAGCGUGUCGAGGGAGGACAGUCUGAAACUAGCAAGGGAUCGGGUUUGCCAGAGUAUGACAUUAUUAUUGUCGGCGGAGGCACCUCUGGCUGCGUACUGGCCGCACGUUUGACUGAGAAUCCAAACAUACGUGUUUUGCUGCUAGAGGCUGGAGGAAGUGGCCGUGCGAUCCCUGAAAGUCGCAUUCCUGCAGCAUACAGUCAACUAUUCUACGUAAAGAAACAUGUUCACGCAUUUUGGACCGAAGCUCAGUCAUUUGCAAAUGGCGCCAAGAAGUUUUGGCCUAGAGCCAAAAUGCUGGGUGGAUGCUCGUCUAUCAAUGCACAAAUGGCACAAUAUGGAGCCCCCGGAGACUUCGACGAAUGGGCGUCUAUAAUCAAAGAUGAAUCUUUCGCAUGGAAAAACUUUUCUCGUUCCUUCCGCAAGUUCGAAUCUUACCAACCGCAUCGGGAUUUCCCCAAUGUUGAUGUUUCUGCGCGAGGGACAACUGGCCCUGUUCAAGUUGGCUUCAACAAUAGUGUCUCGAUCUGGUGUAACAAAUUCGUUCAAGCAUGUCUCAACGUCGGCAUCCCGUCAACCAAUGACUUUAAUGGACCUAAUGGAACUAUAGGCGCUGCUCGAGUGAUGACAUACGUUGACAACAAACGCGAGCGUUCUUCUGCAGAAGGGGCCUAUUUGACCCCUGAAGUUCUUGCCCGGCCUAAUUUGGUGGUGGCUAUCAACGCCACGGUGACCCGUGUUCUAUUCGAGCGAGACGUUGAGUCGACAGUGGCAUCUGGCGUCGAGUUCGCAAACUCUGAGGACGGCCCUCGGUUCCAAGCAAGGGCCAAAAAACAGGUUAUUAUCUCGGCAGGCGCAGUUCAGUCACCCCAUCUCCUUCUUCUUUCUGGCAUUGGUCCCACAGAGCACCUUCAGGAGCAUUCUAUUCCAGUUGUCCAUCAUCUUCCUGGUGUCGGCAAGAAUUUGGUAGACCAUCCUAUCUUCGACAUGAACUUCUUGCAGAAAGGCUGUGUACAAUCCUUCGCGUAUCUCAAGCCUAAAAAUUUGAUUGAAACCUUUUGGGCUUUGAGCGCCGUCGCUCGUUAUUCACUUGGAGCAGGAGGCCCCUUGGCAAUGAACUACGGUGAAGCGGCUGCAUUUGUUCGCACUGAUGACCCUGUCCUAUUCCCCGCCUCUGAAUACCCGGAAAAGUUAAUCGAUUCAACUUCUGCAAAGGAUAGCCCCGAUCUGGAAUAUUUUUCCACUCCGAGCGCUUAUAAGCAACAUACAGCUGUCAUACUUGAAGGCCAUACAUAUGCUAUUCAUGUAUACCUUGUCAGGCCUACAAGUCAUGGCACUAUCCGCUUGCUCUCUUCAGAUCCAUUUGCGUACCCAAGAGUUGAUCCAAAUUAUCUUGCCACACGCGAAGACCUCGUUAAACUUGUCCGCGGCGUCCGUCUUGGCCUGAAAAUUUCCCGUCAAGAUCCUCUCAAAUCUAUUCUCGACCACGACUCGUUGGAUCCACAAUUUGAUCACCAACUGUACCUAAAGACUGACGCAGAACUGGAAGACAUUGUUCGCGAACGUGUCGAAACCGUGUACCACCCCACAUCUACAUGUCGUAUGGCGCCGCUGGAAGAAGACGGCGUGGUCGACUCUAAGUUGAAUGUAUAUGGUAUCAAAGGUUUGAAAGUGUGUGAUGCCUCUGUCUUCCCCUCGAUUAUCUCUGGGCAUACGGCUGGAGCAUGCUUUGCCAUCGCUGAGAAACUGGCAGACCAGAUUAAGGCUGAGUUAUGA